AUACGGUCAGUUCCGGUCCACUGGCUGCAGACCAGAAGGACGUAGGUCACCUUCCAGUACAGAAUCAUCAAGCUUUCCGAAUCCUUCUGCAGCGCGGACUGCUGGCUUGUCAGUGCACAUGAAAUGUCCUCGACGAACCGAGGUAGGUCCGCUCCUCUCACAUACUCUUCCAUGUACUGUGUUAUUUAAGACCGCCUGUGGCACCAUCGAUUGUCCAACUCUGUCCGGCGACCCAUCAUGCAAAUCAAAGAUCGCACUUUCAUUGUGAGCGGUGGCUCUAGCGGCCUUGGGCUGGCUACCACCAUCCUCUUCCUCCAAAACGGUGCCAAUGUUUCGAUCCUUGACCUCAAUCCUCCUCCUUUCGAUGCUUCCUCUCAAAUCGACACGUCUAGGAUACUCUUCAACAAGACCAAUGUUUCCUCCACCGAAUCAUUGCAAGCGGCGUUGAAGAGCACAUUGAAAUGGACGCAAGAAACGAAUAAGCCGUUGUCUGGCGCAGUCUGCUCUGCAGGUAUUGGGACGGCUGCGCUAGCUCUUCCCAAACAAGACAGUUCAGCGACGCAUGAGACUGUGAAGUAUAUGGACAUGCCACUGUUCGAUCGAACACUGGCAAUCAACCUACGGGGCACGGUAGAUCUCAUCCGCCUGACGCUACCCCAUAUGGCUCUAAAUGAACCCUGGGGUCCCGACGGUGAGCGAGGUAUCAUCGUUGUGGUCUCCUCGGUUGCAGCAUUCGAAGGUCAGAUUGGUCAGUUGGCGUACAGCGCAAGCAAAGGCGCCGUGCGGAGCAUCGUCUUGCCACUGGCACGAGAACUCGGUCAGAAGGCUGGCAUUCGCGUCAUGGGAAUUGCACCUGGCGUCUUUCAAACCGGAAUGACUGUACCACCGAAGAAGAAAACAUCAGCGCCAGCCAAGAAGGAGGGUGUCGAGGGUAAGUCGAAAGGUGCCACUGGCUCUCGCGCGUCAAUGAGUACUGAGAUGAUUCAAUAUCCGACACGAAUGGGACAAGGGGAUGAGUUUGCACGACUGGUGAAGGAAAUCGUCGAAAACCCAAUGCUCAACGGUGGAGUCAUACGGCUUGAUGGUGCGGUCAGAAUGCCGAGUAGGCUCUGAAGUGUUGAUUCCUUCUUACAGACACUGUUCAGGGCUCAUAAGGAGGUUGGGUGCCACUUUGGACGUGACUGUGCCAGUGGUCGUGCUCUCAAUAACGAUUGUACUAUCAAUCGCUGGGGUGGCCAGAGAUAUUUUCGGCUUGUUACGACCUGACCACGACACAUCAAUGAGCGUAAAGCAUAUGUUGCCAUAAUAGAAUGAUGUACAAAACGGUAUAAAUUUCAAGAAUAAUCAUAAUCAUAUUCAGGGUGUCAGGUCCACUACCAGCC
Molecule: messenger RNA, 1382 nt
Organism: Exophiala xenobiotica
Lineage: Eukaryota; Fungi; Ascomycota; Eurotiomycetes; Chaetothyriales; Herpotrichiellaceae
Exons: 1
Coding region: 238-1113 (291 amino acids)
Molecular function (GO): oxidoreductase activity
Source: RefSeq, a predicted model, not a curated record